CCGCAUGUGAGAAUCCGUUAGCUCCCAUGCUGAGCCACCAAGUUUCGAGUACGAGUAGAUCUCACGCUUCCUGAUUGUGGGGUGUGCGAUGCAAGAAAUCCUUAUCAGCGGUGCCGCCACCGAUACGAAAGCACAAGGACAGGGCUCGCGAGCGCCAAUUGUCACGCACAUAUUCGCGGUGUCGUUCGUAUCACCAGCAAACCGUGAGGGAAAGAACGGGAAGAAAUACGGUAACCCCAUGCUCGUACCGGUAUUCAAGGAACAGGGCGGAAUAAAUGGAGCUACGAUGGGCCAUGAGGGUUCCCGGGAAAAAAAGGCGCAAGAUUCUCACCUACCAGUAUCAUUACCGAGUGCACAACCUCUUUGCUCCUUUUCUCGCUUGCCCUCCAGCACAGUUCCAACCUCAAUUGGAGCAUCUCAUUCGCGAUGGAGAGGGCAGAUGCCACAGUCUCCCCAGGACUAGAGGGGAGGAUGCAAUUCAUUCUGGAGGGAGGGCUUUAGGUUAUGCGUAUGCGCAGCAUGUAUGAGAGGUCAUCGGCACUAUCGCCCCCUUGGACAUCCUGAGUACGUUAUUGCGCUGCGAUUUGGGGACUAGGUGGAGCCGGGCGGCUGUGGGGAGAGUGGGGUCGGAAAGCGAGUGAUAAUUUCUGAGGCAUGCCCACCACAGCCGGUAUGACAAAUCUGGAGGGCUCGCUUGCUUGUAUUCUGACGGUUAUCGUGAGACAGCAAACGGCCCCCUGGCUGGGGUGCUUCAGGAACGAUAGGAUACAUGACUGCAUGGCGUGCUGGAGGAGUGCUUAUUUCUUUGUUUGCACCUGAUCCCCUUGUUUUUUAUGCUUCUCCAGAGCUAAAUUUUCAAGCUCAGCACUAGAGGGCGCUUCCUGCUCUGGCGACUCUCAAGGCUCAAACAACCGCCCCCUUGCACUCUGGAGCUUAUCUGUCGCCAAGAUUCUGGAAAGCUUACAAUAAUUAGUUGUCCCUCACAGGAAAGGCUCUCCAGUGAUCUCACUGAGCUGAGUUCGAGCCGUGCUCUCAGGCCAUUGAACGCUGUGUAACGCGUUGUGUGUGAAUCAUCCUAGGGUGGGGGGUCCGCCCUUGGGUCAACGAUGCCCACCAACUUGGCGCACUGGUAGCCUCCGUUCUCUUUGGAAAUCCACAUCAUCAUACACAGCCGUCCCAGUCCUUCUAAAGAUAAGUUGCCCCUCAACCGUCGCCAAACUUUCCAAGCCCGAUAAAAAAUUCUGUCUCAAUGGUCGUCACUACACGCUCGAGAGCGAACGGCCCCAUCACGGAGCUGCUGGGCGUUUCCAGAGCUGGUGUUACGAAGCGGACUAAAUCAUCUUCAGCUGGUGGCAGGAAGCCGGUUUCAACUAGAAAGAAGUCGACACAGAUACCCGCCCCGGAGGUGGUGAAAGAGCGACCUGCAUCGCCACGCGGCACCAACGCACCAUUAAUCGCCUCUCAAGCAAACAGCACCGCCGUCCUACCGGUCAAAUCACAUGCACCCGCCACAACAAACACUAUCCUCGGCCAGGCAACCGCACAUCUGCUCUCCGUGGACUCGAGCCUAAAGCAUCUUAUCGAAUCCCAUAGCUGCGGGAUAUUCUCGGUAGAGGGUCUAGCGGAACUCAUCGACCCCUUCCAAAGCCUUGUGAGCGGCAUAAUCUCGCAACAGGUGUCGGGCGCUGCCGCUCGCACAAUCAAGGCCCGCUUCAUCGCCCUCUUCACCCCAACCCCUACGUGUCCGCAGCCCUUCUUCCCAAUGCCGGAAAUGGUCGUGGCGUGCCCGAACGAUAAGCUACGAUCCGCCGGGCUCUCCGGGAGAAAAGCCGAGUACGUGGUUUCUCUUGCGGAGCACUUCAUCGAUGGCACGCUCUCGCCGGAAGUCCUCUCUACAGCGCCCGAUGCGGAGGUUAUCGAGAAAUUGACGAAGGUCCGCGGUAUCGGGAAGUGGUCUGCUGAGAUGUUCCUGAUGUUUGGGCUGAAGCGCAUGGAUGUUUUUUCCACGGGGGACUUGGGCAUACAGAGGGGUAUGGCGGCACACUUUGGAAGGGACGUGGCGAAGUUGAAGUCGGGUGGGAAGGGGAAAUGGAAGUACAUGAGCGAGGAGGAUAUGCUCCGCUUGUCGGAGGGGUUUAGACCUUAUAGAAGUUUGUUCAUGUGGUAUAUGUGGAGAGCUAGCGAUGUUAGCGUUGAUGCAUUGACUGAGGACGGUGGGGCAGGCAAGGGGAAGGGGAAGGCUCAAGCAGGGCCUAAAGCGAAGAAGGCGUGAAGAUGUAUAAGCCUGGCGUGCUUCUUCGGGUAGAUCAGCUUGUGUAUUUUGUACCGGUAUCAGCUUCUGGGCUUUGGCGUUUUCUGCUGCGCUAUUUUUGCAUAAUUAUCUCGUAAAAUAGGUGCCAGUCAUAAUUUCCGGACUUGUAGUUUG
Messenger RNA from Tuber aestivum (summer truffle), 2425 nucleotides. The record is from the annotation of a GenBank genome assembly. Lineage: Eukaryota; Fungi; Ascomycota; Pezizomycetes; Pezizales; Tuberaceae.